AAUUUGACUAUAAUUUAAUUGAUGUUAGGGAACAAACAGUUAAUGACAGUUUCAUUUUUGUUGGCAAAGAAAUCACGUAUAGGUCUCUCUCUUUCUCUCUCCAUCUCUCUCUCACCCUUCAUCCCCGCUGAUUGGUUUCCCGCAAAGAUAAUUACAGGCCAAAUCUGAUCCGCUGAAUGACAUGGACCGGAAUGAGCUCUCGCCCGGUUCGGAUGUGGCUGCUAUGACGAAGAAAGCGGCCCACAAGAGCACGCCCGGGCUCCGCUGCGCCGGCAACAGCAGCACCGCCAAGAGUUGCCUGGACUCCAGCUCGGAUGCGAACCCGAAACCCAAUCACGUCGUCAUGGAGGAGACUGACGACCUGGAGGAGGAAUCCAAGUUUCAGCAUCCGCGUCUGAGGAGGGCAGGAGGCGGGAUUCAGAUUAAGAGCUGCGCAUCAGGAGGAGGAGGAGGCGCAAAUAGGAGCAGCACAUCCACGGAUGCGCGCCCGGGAGAUGCUGCUGCCGUUAAAGGCGGCGGAGGAGGAAGCAAAGCGCCUACCGUAGUGGCCACCGUGACGGUAGAGGCUUAUAAUGCGUCCGAAGUCGACGGUAAUCCGUCAGCAGCGCUUUCCAGCAUGAAAUGCAACAAGAACGGGGAGUGCAGGCGGGACUCCGGCACCGGGAGCCUCCGGUCCAUUAUGUCCAAACCGGACUCGGGCAAGCGGGCUACGUGCAAUUCAACGACCAGCAUGGAUGGCACCAUCACGCCGGGGCAGGACGCGUCGAACCCCGGUGCGCUCCCGGAGAAGAAGGACUCCAAAGUGUCCUUUUCCAACGCGCCCAGCAGGAAAGCCUCGUCCUCCAUCCACGGUGGACAGCAGCAGCAGCCCCGGAACUCGGUGACCUUCCUCAAAUCUGAGGAUGGAGCCCCGGAGGACACCGAGACCCGGGGCAGCCAGGCGAGCUUCAUGCAGCGGCAGUUCAGCAGCAUGUUGCAGCCCGGGGUCAAUAAAUUCUCGCUGCGCAUGUACGGGAGCCAGAAGGCGGUGGAGAAGGAGCAGGAGCGCGUCAAGUCGGCCGGCAACUGGAUCAUUCACCCCUACAGCGACUUCAGAUUCUACUGGGAUUUCACCAUGCUUCUCUUCAUGGUGGGCAACCUGAUCAUCAUCCCUGUGGGCAUCACUUUCUUUAAAGACGAGACCACUACGCCGUGGAUCAUCUUCAACGUGGUGUCCGACACCUUCUUCCUCAUGGACCUGGUGCUGAAUUUUCGCACAGGCAUCAUCAUAGAGGACAAUUCGGACAUCAUCCUGGACCCCAAGACCAUCAAGAAGAAGUACCUGAAGACCUGGUUUAUAGUGGACUUUGUGUCAUCAAUCCCGGUGGAUUAUAUCUUCCUGAUUGUGGAGAAGGGCAUCGACUCAGAGGUGUAUAAGACGGCACGAGCGCUGAGGAUUGUGCGCUUUACUAAAAUCCUGAGCUUGCUGAGGCUUCUGCGGCUCUCGCGGCUCAUCCGCUACAUCCACCAGUGGGAAGAGAUCUUCCACAUGACCUAUGACCUGGCCAGUGCAGUGAUGCGGAUCUUCAACCUCAUCGCCAUGAUGCUGCUGCUGUGUCACUGGGACGGGUGUCUGCAGUUUCUGGUGCCCAUGCUGCAAGAUUUCCCCUCCGACUGCUGGGUUUCCCUCAACAAGAUGGUGAAUGACACAUGGAGUGAGCUGUACUCGUUUGCUGUGUUUAAAGCCAUGAGUCACAUGUUGUGCAUUGGUUAUGGUCGUCAGGCUCCGGAGAGUCUCUCUGAUAUCUGGCUGACGAUGCUCAGUAUGAUCGUGGGAGCGACCUGUUACGCCGUCUUCAUCGGACACGCCACGGCCCUCAUCCAAUCGCUGGACUCCUCACGCCGACAGUACCAGGAAAAGGUAAAGAAACUGGGCUUGCUAUUAUUCUUUUUUGGAUGGUUGAUUUCAUGCAGUGUCUAAAGGAAAACAACAAUUGCAACACAGGCUCAGUGGAAAUACAGUUGAAGUUAGAAAUCUU
Molecule: messenger RNA, 2018 nt
Organism: Danio rerio (zebrafish)
Lineage: Eukaryota; Metazoa; Chordata; Actinopteri; Cypriniformes; Danionidae
Source: RefSeq, a predicted model, not a curated record